Messenger RNA from Cetraspora pellucida, 1173 nucleotides. NCBI's taxonomy places the organism in Eukaryota, Fungi, Glomeromycota, Glomeromycetes, Diversisporales, Gigasporaceae. The record is from the annotation of a GenBank genome assembly.
AUGGUUUCCAUUUCAUUCAUUAUUUUGGGGUCCUUAAUCACUACUGUCCUCGCUCAACAACAAUGUGUACCGUACGAAACUACAUUUAAUUAUUCAUCAUAUCCAACAGUUUGGGCAGUGCCUUCAAGUAAUGAUACUUUUAAUACAGCUGAGUUUAAGCAGCUUAACAGUUCCCUUGACUGGUCAAAAGUACCUAAAAUUGCACCUCGUAAGCUGGUCAAUGGUAGUUUAGAUUUGGCUAAUUAUUCUACCAGUGAUCCAGAUUGUUGGUGGUCAUAUAAUCUGUGCACAAAACCUAAAGCAACUGGACUGCAAGCCGAUGUUUCCAUUUGUCCUGAGCCUGGUACUUGGGGUUUAACGUAUGAUGAUGGUCCAAACUGUUCUCAUACUGUGUUUUACGAUUUCCUUAAAGGAAACAAUCAGAAAGCGACUAUGUUUUUUGUUGGGUCAAAUGUUGCUAAUUGGCCCAAUGAAGCUCAACGAGCUCUCGCAGAUGGUCAUCACAUUUGUGUUCAUACUUGGUCUCAUCAAUAUAUGACCACACUUACCAAUGAACAGGCACUUGCAGAAUUGUAUUACACUAAAAAGAUUAUUAAAUAUGUUAUGGGUGUAACGCCUCUUUGCUGGCGUCCCCCUUUUGGUGACGUUGAUGAUCGAAUUCGUGGAAUUGCUCAAUUACUCAACUUGACAACUAUUCUUUGGAAUCUUGAUACCAAUGAUUGGAACAUGGUACCCGCAGGCACCGAACAGCCGGCACAAAUUGAUGCACUCUUUCAAAGUUUUGUUGAUAUGGGUCAAAAUGGAACCUUCGCUACUUCUGGUGCAAUCGUUCUGGAGCAUGAACUAAACAAUGGCACUAUGUCUAAGGCUGUCGAAUGGUACCCAAAGAUCAAAAGUGCCUAUAAAUAUGUUGUUCCUAUCGCUUCGUGCUUGAAUAUUACUCAUCCAUAUGCUGAAACGAACAUUACCUAUCCAUCAUUUGCUGAAUACAUUAACGUACCUAACAAUAGUAGUUCGGUUGCUAAAGUUCCAAGUCCUACCAAUUCUAAUACUCAAACAGAUAGCCCUAAGCCGACCACAAAAUCAGCAUCUGUUACGAUAGCAAGUUAUAACAGUUUAAUUUCCAUGAUGAUCGCCAUACUCACAGCACAACUAUUUGGUAGUUUUUUUUAA